Klebsormidium nitens is the source of this 2042-nucleotide messenger RNA. The record is from the annotation of a GenBank genome assembly. NCBI's taxonomy places the organism in Eukaryota, Viridiplantae, Streptophyta, Klebsormidiophyceae, Klebsormidiales, Klebsormidiaceae.
CAGUCUCUGUGGGGAAGGGCGCUCAUGCGCAUUGCGCUGCCGCAUGGUUCUGUUGACAAGUGUUGCUGGAUCCGUGUUGCUGGCACUACAAGUCUAGCAUGGCAGGAAUGUGCAGCAAGCAGCUUUCUGCAAAGCAUCUUCCUGCCAACCGUAGGACACAAGGGUAGCUUGGGAAGUGACAGUGCUCAUGACAAAAGUGAACCCUGAUGGAAUCCGCUGCUUCGGAAGGUGGCGCUGACACAAUUACUCCUCUACUGCAGUGAAUAAGGACCUCAUUCAGUCAAUCCGUUGCUGACCUCGUCUACGCGUCCAUCAGAGGGCCCACAGGGCAAAUUAGGGUUUCAAAAAACGUCCCGCACUUUCAAGUUCAUCCUAUCUUGUCACUCGCGGGAUUUCUCCACUAUCAGUCUUGGAUCGAGGUCGAGAGGCUUGUCCUCUCUUGACACCGCACGAGUCAUCCACUCUACUUGAUCGAGGCUGAGGCGCUGCCAUGUACUAUGUGGCCAAAGUUGUCUGCGCCCCCUGCAAUGCAAAGUGUUGGGGCGCUCUGUGUGCGGGUUGCGGGAGGUGCUGCGAGGAGUGCCUGACAUGCGGGGGUUGCUGCUGCCCGGAGGACAGGCCGUCCCCUCUAUUCUUGGGGUUCACCGUCCUAAUGAACGCAAUCCCUGGGGUCGUCUUCAUCGUUCUGGGGCUGCUUAACAUCCACAACCACUGCGACACAUAUGUCCCCGCCUUCUUCUACGUCACUGCGGCGAUCAACCUGUUUUUCGUCGGGUUUGCAGUCCACAUAUACACGUACUUCUCCCGGCCCUACGAUGCAAGGGUGGAAGCAGAUGCAGGGCCUAUGGCAAGAGCCUGCCACGUGUUCUGGAACGACCCCUGGGUAGCCUUCUUCGUUCUCUUCUUCAUUGGAGGAUUUGCCUGGGCGAUUGCUGGGUUCCAAGCUUUUGCAUCUGCCCACUGCGGCGAGUCCCCCGUCAAAGGUCACUACCUCCCGAGAGCCGCCGCCAUCUGCGCAGCUCUGCUCCUAGUCUACGUCAUCGCCAGCCUGUUUAUGAUCGUCCUCAGUCUCCUACUGGAAUGCUGCCGCCGCGCCCCCCUCCUAAGCAACAGGCCCCCCCCAAACGGCCGGCCAAACAGCACCCCCCAAACAAUCAUCGGGCGCCUAUUCUUCCCCCAGCAAAGGCCUCAAAUGAUUCAGUCCGCCCCCCCGGGUUACAACCAGGGUUACCCGCAGACCGCUCCUCCCCCCCCAAUUGCGGACAUGGUUCGACCUGCCCCCCCUCCAGGAUACGCUUUCCCCCCGAGUCAUAGCCCCCCGGUUCAGAUGGGUUAUCCAGUUCAGAGCGCUUAUGCCGCGCCUCCUCCUAGACCAGGCUUCGAAGGCCCCAGCCCGCCGGCCUAUGCAAGUCCGCAGCCAGCUUAUCAAAGCCAGCCUUAUGGGAGCUCGUCGUCUGCUUAUAAAAGCCAGCCACCUCCUUAUGCGAGUCCUCCGGCUUCGAAUCAGGGGGGUCUGGGGCCCGGGCUCGUGGCUCCGCCCCCUCCCCCCGGCUAUGUAUCAUAUGACCAAGUGCAUGGACCUUAUGGCAAGGAAACGGGGGGUGCAGGAGCAAGCGGAAACCACCCCCCCGAAUCUACGGCGGCUGACAAGGCGCUUGCAAUGGGGAAACGGUUUGCCGGGAACGUGGGAACGGGGUUGAAGAAGCUGGGGGCUUUUGUCGAAGAAAAGGCGAGUGGGCACGGGAGUGGUGCCAGCGCGGGAAGCCAAUCUAGUAACCCACAAAACGCACCGAAAAGGUGACAGUGUUUUUGCGUGUUCAACACCUUGCGGUAUGGUUUAGAUAGACAUAUUAACAACUUGCGCUCUUGUAGAGCAAUUUGAGCGAAAGGCUACGGAAGGACGGCUUGAAGUAAGCCUCUUAUAAAUUUGGUAUGUCGGGACACUGAUCGUUGAGCAUGAGCUCGAAGACCAAAAAUUGACCUUCAUAAUUGCGUGGGACCGCUACAUGUUGCAGUCCAGCUUUAUUGAAGCAAGCCCGGGU